This is a messenger RNA of Prorocentrum cordatum, 1005 nucleotides long. The record is from the annotation of a GenBank genome assembly. Lineage: Eukaryota; Dinophyceae; Prorocentrales; Prorocentraceae.
AUGGUCGCCGCCACGCGGUCGUCGCUGCCGACGCCGCGGCGCGCCGCGGCUGGGCGGCCCGGGCUGCCGGGGACCGCGGGAGCUCGCCGCGGGAGCUCGCCGCCGCGGACGGGCGCGCGGGGGAGCUGGCUAGAUGUCGCGGUGGGGCCGCCGGACAAGCGGACGCCGUCAGGUGAGCUCCAGCAGCGCGACAGCAGGACGCCAUCGUUGCUUCUGGUGGGGCCGCCCGAGUCAGAGCCUGUCGCGGUCGAGCCGGCCGAGCCCCCCGCGGACGAGGUCGACACGAGGCCGAUAUGGCAUCCCGACGUCAUCCGCGAGAAGUUGGAGCGGGAGGAGGCGGAGCAAGGCGCGGCGUUGGCACUUGAGGGCGAGGGGCUGCGGCAGGUGCCGGCGCUGUUGCUGGCGGAGGAGCGCCCUCCCACGGAGCAGGAGAUGCAGCGCGUCGAGGGCCACAGGUGGAAGUUCCACGGGGCUGCCGAGUUCGCGCAGGAGAGCCAGGGCUUCUGCAGCUUCGUCGGAUGCCUGCUGGACCUGCAGGAGCGCGUCCAGCUGGACGAGGAGGGCCCUGCCAUGGAGGCGAAAUUGGCGCUCGCCUGCAAGACGUUCGUGCGCGGCCAGUGCAUAGGGCAUCGCUCGGGCGACAUGUACCACCUCCUCGCGCACUUCCUGAGCAAUGCGCCCAUCUUCGACCAGUGGCAGAGCUUCUUGACCACCAUGCUGCAGAGCGAGCGGGCCAACGAGGAGAGCUUCUUCACCGCCCACGUGGAGCAGGUGUGGAGCCGCUUCACCAGGUUUCGCUCGGUCCUGGAGAGCAUAUUCGACGUACUAGACGAGAGCUAUGUGUGGCAGCACAGGUUCCCGACAGUCAGCAGCCUCGUGAACGAUCACAUGAAGAGGCGGUGCUUCUCCUCCCAGGGCAUGCUCCGCAACGAAGCGCUGACUGGGCUGACGCUGCGGCCGGAUGAGACGCUGAGGGACAUCAGGCACACCUUCGGCUUCGGAUGA